AUGGCAAAUCUACCGGCUCACGCCUCGCCCCAACUCGCCCCGCAUUCCCCUACCUCAACCGAUGGACCUGAUGGCCUGCCAGACGAUGUGAGCCAGGGGAGUGGCAUCGUAACGGGCGAACAGACUCCGGCUCUACCAAACUCGAUUUUGUCGCCCGCAUUCACCCCGCCCGCAACUCCUGGCGGCACACUGAACUUGACUUCCAAUCCGACACAGAUCCUCCACAGGAGCCAAGCAACGAGUAUCCGGCACCAGGGGGAACAUACGAAAGCACCGAGAUUGCUAGAGCAGCUGCCAGAUGUGGAAUGUAUUGUCCGGGCCCGGAUUCCGACUACCAACGGUGCGGAGAUGUUCCUGCAUCUCUACCACAACGAUAUGGAUAAUAAGGAGCACUUGGCUAUCGUCUUUGGGUGCACUAUUCGCAGCCGGAGCCUGGAUCGUGUCCGACCAGGUGAAACUGAGAUGGACCGCAUGAUCCGAGGUGCAUAUGUGGGGAAAUUGCAUCCUGGAAGGACCAGCAGCUGGAUUGAUGAUGAUAAGAACACAGAAUCAUCGUCCAGUCCCCGUGUGGAACCCCCGCUGGUUCGGAUCCAUUCAGAGUGUUAUACAGGCGAAACGGCAUGGUCGGCUCGAUGCGACUGUGGUGAGCAGUUGGAUGAAGCCGCGCGCUUGAUGUCCUUCCCGGUCGAGGAUCUUUCGUCCGAUGCCCCGCCCGAGACACAGUCCUUGCGGUCACGUUCCGCUGGAGGUGUGAUUAUUUAUUUACGACAGGAGGGCCGAGGCAUUGGCCUGGGAGAGAAGCUGAAGGCAUACAACCUUCAAGAUCUCGGGUCUGACACUGUCGAGGCAAACCUCUUGCUACGCCACCCGGCAGAUGCUCGGAGCUACGGGUUGGCUACGGCGAUGCUGAUGGAUCUUGGCUGCGGUGCCGAUGUGUACCCAGAGGGCGUUCGCUUGCUCACGAACAACCCCGAUAAAGUACGGGCAAUUGAAGGGCCAAACCGUGAAGUGCUGGUGAAAGAGCGCGUUCCCAUGAUCCCCCUGGCCUGGCGGACAGGCGGGGAACGCGGGAUCAAGAGCUCCGAGAUUGAAGGCUAUUUGAGGACGAAGGUUAGUUUUUCGCCGAAGAAUUCCCCUCCACGAGGCUUAGCCGCCCAAUUGGGCAAAUGGUCCAUUGCUGAUCAGUAA
Messenger RNA from Penicillium canariense, 1188 nucleotides. Its product is annotated as GTP cyclohydrolase II. The transcript has a single exon. The coding region runs from base 1 to 1188 and encodes 395 amino acids. Gene Ontology annotation, molecular function: GTP cyclohydrolase II activity. The record is from RefSeq and is a predicted model, not a curated record. Gene Ontology annotation, biological process: riboflavin biosynthetic process. Lineage: Eukaryota; Fungi; Ascomycota; Eurotiomycetes; Eurotiales; Aspergillaceae.